AAAGGCACUCUGAUCACAGAUGAAUAUGCCACAAUAGUUACUCUGUGAUGCUUCCUGAGGAAGGAUGAAGGAAUAUCUCAUAAACUGCACAGUACAAAGCGAAUUUCACCUCCUGGCGUUCUCCAUCUCUUCAGGCUUUCAGCUUCUGCUCUUCAUUGGGAUCCUGGUAAUGUACUUACUGACAUUGCUGGGGAACCUGAUUAUCACUGGUCUUAUAUAUGUGACCCCACAGCUCCACACUCCUAUGUACUAUUUCCUUUGCAACCUCUCAGUGCAGGACAUCAUCUACGUCUCCAGCGUCCUUCCCAAAUUCCUCUCUAUCCUGGUAACAGGUGACACCAGAAUUGCCUUCCCAGCAUGCAUCACACAGAUGUUCUUCUUCCUGUUUUGUAUUGUGUCAGAGUUUUUACUCCUAACGGCUAUGGCCUAUGACCGCUAUGUUGCCAUCUGUAUCCCUCUGCACUAUAAAACCAUUAUGAGCAAUAAUGUGUGUAUUACUCUUAUUUCUGUCUCCUCACUAGUCUGCAUUUUUAAUUCAUUAAUCUAUGCAGUGCUGAUAUCUAAUGCAUCAUUCUGCAACUCUCAGGUAAUUAGUCAUUUUUAUUGCGAUCUGAAAGCCAUGAUAGCGCUCUCUAGUGGCGAUGUUACAGGCAUUAAGAUGUUUCUAUUUAUGGAAAAUGUAUUUAUGGGACUUACGCCCUUAGUGCUGAUAUUAGUCUCUUAUACAUGUAUAAUUGCUACUAUCAUAAAGAUCCGUAGCUCAGCAGGCAGAGUAAAGGCUUUCUCCAGUUGCUCAUCUCAUCUCACUGUUGUAUUAAUAUUCUGUGGGACAGCUCUCUUCUCCUACAUGGUCCCAGAUUCACAGGUGUCUCAAAAACAAGACAGAUUUCUCUCUUUGCUGUACACGGCGGUGGUACCAAUGCUAAACCCUCUAGUUUAUACUCUGAGAAAUAAACAGGUUUUGAGAGCCAUGGACAAUGUGUUGAAAAGAUACUUACAUUUUUAA
Molecule: messenger RNA, 1006 nt
Organism: Pseudophryne corroboree (corroboree frog)
Lineage: Eukaryota; Metazoa; Chordata; Amphibia; Anura; Myobatrachidae
Product: olfactory receptor 5J3-like
Exons: 2
Coding region: 65-1006 (313 amino acids)
Biological process (GO): G protein-coupled receptor signaling pathway
Cellular component (GO): membrane
Molecular function (GO): olfactory receptor activity; G protein-coupled receptor activity; odorant binding
Source: RefSeq, a predicted model, not a curated record